CUAGAUCGAUCCGUAUAAAUAGGCGCAUUGGCUUUGCACACGUAGCAAGUUGCCGCGCACGGCAACUCAAAGCGGCUUCUACGGUUAAUCUUCGCCGUACUCACCGGGAAAUUGAAUUCCGGAACCUUUGAUUGUAUUGAAAAGGAAGAUUAACGAUGAGUGCUCCGUCGCGAGAAGAGGAGUCCAAAGAAGAUGACAAGGACGGAGAGGCUAACAGGUUGCUACAAGGGCAAUCGGAGGAGGAAGAGGAGGCAUAUGAAGCGGGGGAGAAGAUCCGGGUCGUAGAUUUUGACUUUGAUUCCGGGGAUGAUUCGAGUGUGCCUCCUUUCUCGUGGAAGAAGCUGUGGCUAUUCACAGGGCCUGGGUUUCUAAUGAGCAUAGCGUUCUUGGAUCCGGGGAAUCUGGAAGGGGAUCUCCAAGCUGGAGCCAUCGCCGGUUACUCUCUCCUGUGGUUGUUGAUGUGGGCCACGUUCAUGGGCCUGUUGAUCCAGCUUCUCUCUGUGAGGGUUGGUGUGGCCACGGGUCGAAACCUCGCUGAGCUCUGCAGAGACGAGUAUCCUGAUUGGGCUCGGUUUGUGCUUUGGUUUAUGGCUGAGCUGGCCUUGAUUGGUGCUGAUAUUCAAGAGGUCAUUGGGAGUGCCAUCGCCAUCCAAAUUCUUAGCCGAGGACUCCUUCCCCUCUGGGCUGGAGUUUUGAUUACUGCUUCCGAUUGCUUUGUCUUUCUGUUUCUUGAGAACUAUGGAGUUAGGAAGUUGGAAGCUGCUUUUGCAGUUCUUAUUGCUACUAUGGCUCUUUCUUUUGCCUGGAUGUUUGGUGACACAAAACCUAGUGGAAAAGAACUUUUGAUGGGUAUUUUGGUUCCAAGACUUAGCUCAAAAACAAUUCGUCAGGCUGUGGCCGUUGUUGGUUGUGUCAUAAUGCCUCAUAAUGUAUUCCUGCAUUCUGCUUUAGUACAAUCAAGGAAGAUUGAUCCCCAUAAGAAAGGCCAGGUACAGGAGGCUAUCAACUACUAUUCGAUUGAGUCAUCGGCUGCACUUUUAGUCUCCUUCAUGAUCAACCUAUUUGUCACAACAGUUUUUGCUAAGGGUUUCUACGGUACAAAGCAGGCAAAUAGCAUAGGAUUGGUGAAUGCAGGGCAGUAUCUUGAGGAAAAGUAUGGAGGAGGGCUCUUCCCUAUUCUCUAUAUAUGGGGAAUCGGGUUAUUGGCAGCUGGACAGAGUAGCACCAUCACUGGCACAUAUGCUGGGCAAUUCAUAAUGGAGGGUUUCCUCAACCUUCCUUUAAAGAAAUGGUUGAGAGCAUUGAUCACUCGAAGUUUUGCAAUUGUGCCAACUAUAAUUGUAGCUAUUGUUUUUAAUAGGUCAGAAGCUUCAUUGGAUGUUUUGAAUGAAUGGCUUAAUGUGCUUCAGUCCAUGCAAAUUCCCUUUGCAUUAGUUCCCCUCCUCACGAUGGUCUCCAAAGAGCAGAUCAUGGGGACCUUUAAGGUUGGGCGUAUUCUUGAGAGGGUGGCAUGGACUGUUGCUGCACUGAUUAUAGUAAUUAAUGGGUAUCUCUUAUUAGAUUUUUUUCUUUCUGAGGUGAACGGCCUAUUGCUUGGUUUCGUAGCCUGCGCCUGCACAGUUGCUUAUGUUGCAUUCAUUGUAUAUUUGAUUUCACAAAGCGGUGCUCUUCCUUCCGCUUGGGUUAAUCGACUUCCCAAGGGGUUUUCUUUUAUUGGGAAUUAAGUCAAAAGGAAUUCACACACCCUUAAAAAUCUGGAAAUAGUAUGGCAAGCUUCAGCUAGACAAUUUUGCACGAGGAGUUUUUCUUCAUACAUCAUGAAGGAAUUUGUUAUAUAGUUCCUCUAACCUUGCAACCUGGAUUAAAGGGAGAUAUCUUUCUAUAAUUGAAGAUAUGCAGAGGUUAUAUCCUAUUUAACUGCACUGUAUUUUUGCAAUAGAGAUACAGAGGUUUCCUUCCAUAUGUAACAAGAUGGAGAUAUCUUUGUGUAAUGGAAGAUGUGGAAAAAGCGUUGUUACAACUUGCAGGAUAAAUUACUUUCCUACACACCUUAUUCUUUUUCUAACAAGUUCACAUUGCUCCAUUAUUCUUUGAUGUAAACAGUUUGUGUUUGAUUUAGACAAACGGGUGCAUGUUGCUUUCACGAAGGAACAUGAGUAGAUAUCUAUUCAGGCUGUAUUAAAGGGAGAUGUCUUUCUAUAAUGGAAGAUGUGGAGAGCUUACAUUUUUAUUUUUGCAAUAGAGUUUCAGAGGCAGGCAACCUUCCAUGUGUAACGAGAUGGAGAUAUCUUUGUGUAACGGAAGAUGUGGAAAGAGCUUUAUUACAACUUGCAAGAUAAAUUGCUUUCCUACCUACCUUUUUAUUUUCCGAACAAGUUGUGAAUUGCUCCAUUAAUGUUUGAUGUAAACAGUUUGUGUUUGACUUAGACAAACUGACACAUGUUCCUUUGUGAGGGUGGCCAGGUAAGACAACAGACAUAAACUGUAGGGAUUAAUCAAUAGUACAAUGUGGAGUACAUUUGCUGUGCUUCAUUUUGUCUGUUUUCUAGUUGGUUAUGAUGUCAUCACAUGUGGAGGUGCUAUUCCAUUGCUUGAGCAACUCACUAGGGAACUAUUAAAACUUAAAACUGAAAAUUGUUUACACCUAAAUCACCAGCAGAUUAAUUCCCUCAACAAUUUUUUUUUUUAAAUGUAAGGGUUCUCAACCAUGAAAAAAUGGUUUAUUUUGUGGCAAUUUAAAAAUGAAAAAUCAUUUUCUCAUGCAACAGGAGAUAAUUUUAUCAUGGUGUGAGACAUCAAAAUUCAUAUUUUUUUUCCCUCUUUUUUAACAAGUGGUGGGCCCCAUCACUUGUUGUGUUUGUGAUACAAGAAAUGUUACCUUAUGUAAUAUGAGAAAAGAGAAGUCCUUUAAAAAUUUACAUGUAAUGGUAUAAAUGUACUCCAUUGGAUUUCUAAGUGCACCAUCCCGUAGUUCUUUUUCUUUUCUUUUUUCUAAGCAUCCUAUGCUGUUAGAAGUUGUCUCUGUUAGUAAUUGAAAACCCUAAGGAAAAUCCUGUUUCAAUGCUGCUUUGCUUGCAUUUAGGGUAUGUUUGGAAGUAGGAAGUUGAAUGGUUAAUGAAGAGGAAGGAAUCAAUGAAUGGUUGGGAAUGAAGGCUUUUUGACCCUUUUGCCCCUAAUUAAAUAAUUAAUAACCAAUUUGCCCCUCCCCCAGAACUAUCCACCAUCAUGCCCCCAUUUAGUCGAUUAAGUUGCACUUUUAAUCGACUAAAUGGGCUAAACUCAGAAAUUAUGAAACGCGAAUUUUAGUCGACUAAAAACUCACCUUAAUCGACUAAAUUGUUUGCACUUUUAGUCGACUAAGAACAUUAUUUAGUCGACUAAAUGUCGCAGAUCAGGUUUUUUAAAAACUCCCCCAUUUCGCAAAGGGGGUUAUUUUCAAACCCUAAUCGACUAAAUCACUCCAUUCCGUCCCCUCUCUCCAACCAAGUCCGAAUCUCAACCCUUGAAGGUGCGAUUGAAGCUUCCUUGGUUCACACUUGCGAAAUCGACAUUUAGGUACAGUUGUUCCCAUGGCUGGCCGUAGAAGAUCGUCUAGCACUGGAAAUGAGAGACGACAGAAGCUACGACAAGACCGUCCGUCUUCGUCAAGGCCACAAGAGGAAGACCCCGCUGCUGUCGACCUCCCAUUCGGAUACUUGUUCGAGAAUGACCCGGUGGUUCAUGAAUCUUUUGUUCGUGACUUUGUUAACCGACCGAUUUGUGGGGCCAAAUCACUUGAUACAGCCUUUUUUGAACAAGAAGGUUUUAACAUUGUGAGGUGGUUGGAGGAAUCACAUCUUAGGACCUUGGCUGAACUGUCGUGCUCAUAUUCUGAGCUGCAUGUACGGGCCUUCUACCAUAACCUCAGCUACCAUCAGGGUGAGCUGAGGUCUAGGGUCUGCGGGGUGGACAUAUACAGGGACGUGCAGAAGGGAAAUGAAAGAUUUAGACAUAUACAGGGACGGUUCAAGGGUGUUGAAGAUAGGCUUGCUCGUCUAGAGCUUGGACGAGGACAGCAGAUUGAGGAUGUUGCAGGGCAGGGGGCUGAUGUGUCAGAUGAGGAUGACGAGGAGACGGCGUCCGAGGAGGAUUAGAUUUAGGGUUUAUGUUUCUAUUUUACGUUUGUAGUGUAUGUUGUUAUGUAAUUGACUUCGGUCUUCCUAUUUGACAU
Gastrolobium bilobum is the source of this 4210-nucleotide messenger RNA. RefSeq names its product metal transporter Nramp2-like. Gene Ontology annotation, cellular component: membrane. Bases 156 to 1724 code for a protein of 522 amino acids. Gene Ontology annotation, molecular function: manganese ion transmembrane transporter activity; cadmium ion transmembrane transporter activity. NCBI's taxonomy places the organism in Eukaryota, Viridiplantae, Streptophyta, Magnoliopsida, Fabales, Fabaceae. The record is from RefSeq and is a predicted model, not a curated record. Gene Ontology annotation, biological process: metal ion transport. The transcript is spliced from 5 exons.